AUGAACUUCACCAUGGCUGUCGCCAGUAAGAAGCAGCCCGCCAGUGCGAGGCGGAGCAAGAUAGAGUUCUGGGAUGGGAUGAAGGACACCUUCAUGAUGCCCAGCAUCCCCGUCACAGGUAUAGGCAUCCACAGCCACCACAGGAACGCUCGUGACUCGCUUUUCCUUUGCUUUCCAGAGCGAACACGCAUCUGGGACGUGGUGUCCAGCUACGUUCAAGAACACCUCCUGCUGCACAAGGGGGUCCGAAUUCCCACCCUCGGCUCCUUUGAUGUGGUCCCCACGCACAUCCAGGUUGGGAACAAGAAGGUCACUGUCCAGAGGCCCGUGUUUCACCUGGCCAGGAACCUUGCGGUCCACAACCUGAUGGAAUACAAGGCCUACCUGCCUGGCAAUAAGGAGCUAGAGCCCCUCAAGUAUGCUGAGGUGGCCGCAGCCGCCUCUGUGUCGCGGCGGAAAGUGGAGAUCUGCAUCCAAGGCACCAUGUCCCUCCUCUCUCAGUGCAUGGGGAAGGGGGAGAACGUCGCCCUUGUCCUGAAGGGCAUGGGGGUGCUCCUCAUCGAAGACAGGAGAGUGCAAAUGAAUAUCUACUCUGAUUUCCUGGAGAAGAUUACUGCGAGGACGAUCCAGGAAGUGGCUGCACUCAAGGUUUUCCAGAUGCUAUCCCCCACGGUACCCAUUGCUUCCCUGACCUUCACCGGCCGCGUCAUCAUCUUUCCUGACUUUGAAUUGGAGUUUGUGCCCAAACCACCACCCAGCAGGGCCCCUCACAAGGUUGUCAGACAUGUCCCUGCUGAGGACAACAUGCAGAAGAAAGAAGAGGUUUUGUCACCUCCCAGGCAGAGCAAGAGAGGUAAAGCAGCUCCCGGCUCCCUUGCAUAG
Tyto alba (common barn owl) is the source of this 882-nucleotide messenger RNA. RefSeq lists its product as uncharacterized. Gene Ontology annotation, cellular component: centrosome. Bases 1 to 882 code for a protein of 293 amino acids. NCBI's taxonomy places the organism in Eukaryota, Metazoa, Chordata, Aves, Strigiformes, Tytonidae. The record is from RefSeq and is a predicted model, not a curated record. The transcript is spliced from 6 exons.